Messenger RNA from Cylicocyclus nassatus, 930 nucleotides. The record is from the annotation of a GenBank genome assembly. Lineage: Eukaryota; Metazoa; Nematoda; Chromadorea; Rhabditida; Strongylidae.
ACCCUCUUUACAGAUGUCAUCUCCGGAUAUUGAUAAUCUCAUAAAAUCUUUGACUUCAUCCAAAAGAGCGACCCCACAAUCGGUUUACAAGCGGACAUUGUCGUUCAUCGACAACAUUAACAAAAAGCCGCCGCCUGUUCAAAUGGCUGUCGGAGGAGGAGCAGGAUUAUGUGUCGGCUACAUAUUCACUCGAACAAGCAAAGCUGUAGCGACAGCCCUAGGAGUAUCUCUCGUCGCUUUCCAGGUGUGUAACUAUCGCGGAUACAUCAAGUUGAAUCGCUCAAAAUUCGAGAAAGAUCUACAUGAUCUGAAACGAGGGAUCGAAAGGAAUCUAUUAGGAGAUACUGGACCAAGUAUUCCAGAUGAGAAAGAUGUGAACGACUUUCUGCGCUCGAAUGCUUGGCUUCUUGGUGGUUUUGCUGCAGGAUGGCUUCUCGGUUUUGGAUUAGCAUAAGCUUAUAAUUAUUGUCAAGUUGUAAUUCCGUACAUUGACAUUCUGGUGCUUUCAAAGCACUUUAAGAGAGAGAUCUCUUUGAAUUUUUUGUCAUGUAUCAUUUUUGAAUCAAGAAUAAUGUUUCCCUUCAACCUCCCUUCUACAAGGUCGCUGUGUUGGCAUUAUGUGUUUUGUUUCUUAGAUUCGAAGCUGCAGUCAUUUGUAGUAGCCAGGUGGGGCGCUUUAGGCCAUAUAGUAAUGUAGAAAAUCCACUUUUAAUGUGCGUAAUUUACUGAAACGCAUACUAGCUUGACGUUUUGAAUUUGUUAUUUUGCUAGCUGUGUCUCUCUACAAAUUCAUUUAGUCUGAUGAAAGCUUGUCAUCUUAUAAAAGAGCUUUAUCUCAAUUUUCGCUAGAUCUGCAUUGUUUCAGUGCUUAUGUAUAGUUCCUAGUGUCAAGUUGUAUCAGAUAUUUUAGCAAGCUGAAAUAAACAUCCA